This is a messenger RNA of Synchiropus splendidus (mandarinfish), 1064 nucleotides long. RefSeq lists its product as uncharacterized. The record is from RefSeq and is a predicted model, not a curated record. Bases 128 to 973 code for a protein of 281 amino acids. The transcript is spliced from 2 exons. NCBI's taxonomy places the organism in Eukaryota, Metazoa, Chordata, Actinopteri, Syngnathiformes, Callionymidae.
GGGCGGAUGCAACCAAAUGCUUCAAGAGAAAGUUGAGAGAAAGUGCAGAUUCAGAGGCUGCAGGAAGAGAACGCAACACAAGACGGCAGGGUGUGUGGAGUCAAUGCAGCUGCGCACGUGAAGAGUUAUGAAAAAGGCGGACCACACGUGCAACACUCAGAAGGCCCAAACAAAGGACAAUGAAUCUCAACCAAGAAGCACAAAUAAGGUUCUUCAUCAGGAGCGCCAUGUGACAUCUCAUCAUCGCAGCAUGUCAGCUGACUUUUGUAGACGUAGCUCCACCUCCGUCAUUACUGUGAGGAAGAGGAUGAAAGAACCACAGCCUCCUCCCCGUCGAGCCUCCCUUGUCAACAAUCUGCUCACGUCCCAUCCCACCUCCAAGCGCUACUCCUGCCCUCCCAUUGGGAUCUGUCACGCGCUAUCAUCAUCUUCAUCCUCAUCCUCUUCUUCCUGUUCCUCCCCUCCUCCUGUGCAGACAUGUACAAUCACCGGCCACGACCCACUGGGAUGGAAGUUGCGACCCAAGUCCAGUUGUCCACGGUCCAACAGGCUCUCUCUGCAGAUCCCACUUCCAGUCCCCGAUCAGGCAUCAACCAGAUGCAUGGCCACCUCACAGUCAGAGCCAUUGACCCAACCCAAACCACUGCGCCGUUACAACUCUGACUCCUCUGCUCUUCUCAGGUGUACAGCGAUGCCUCUGCCGGUGAAAACAGUUGAUGAAUUUCACCAGGUGGGUCUUCGCCCUGUUGCUCGCCUCAAUCACUACGAUGAUGUUUUCAGCAGCAAAAAGGAAGAUGAGAAUCCAGGCAUCGCAGUGAGAGCUAAGGUUGCUAAAGUACCACCUCAGGUUCCAUACAAAUCUCCAAUGGCAAGACAUAUCGCUCAGUUGAUGGCCGAUGCACAUCGGCAGGAUCUCUACAGUUGUGUGAAGAAGAUGAACCUGAAACCAGACCAGUCAAAGAAGAAAGUCUGACAGCCAAUUCUUAAUCCACCAUUUCUGCUAUACAGCCUGUUGCAGCAGCUUGAAUAAAGACAUGAAUAGUGUGACCCAUGUAGGUUCCCGA